Molecule: messenger RNA, 342 nt
Organism: Fomitopsis serialis
Lineage: Eukaryota; Fungi; Basidiomycota; Agaricomycetes; Polyporales; Fomitopsidaceae
Exons: 2
Coding region: 1-342 (113 amino acids)
Source: RefSeq, a predicted model, not a curated record
AUGUUCUCUCGCGACGCCGUUACUUUAGCUCUACCAGGUGUUGUCCUGAUGAUGAACACGGGUCUCUGUGACCUCUUCGCGAAGGCAAUCCUCGAUGGGCGAAUGGUCACGGAGGACGGUGUCUGGGAUGCUGCUGUCGAGACUGCGCGGGCGAACAAGGCGAAAUUGGAGGCAGCGCAGGAGGAAGUCGAGAGGCGUGCCAAGAGGAUAACGAACGGCACACCGAUGGCGCCGGAAGGUUCAUCGCCUUCCUUCGGCGGCGAGAAGGUUGCUCUCGCCAGCGGCAGGGGCUCGCGGCCUCUGGCCAUCCAGACUCAUGAUGGUCACACUCAACCUCAAUAA